This is a messenger RNA of Sycon ciliatum, 1949 nucleotides long. RefSeq lists its product as uncharacterized. Bases 111 to 686 code for a protein of 191 amino acids. The transcript has 4 exons. Gene Ontology annotation, cellular component: plasma membrane. The record is from RefSeq and is a predicted model, not a curated record. NCBI's taxonomy places the organism in Eukaryota, Metazoa, Porifera, Calcarea, Leucosolenida, Sycettidae.
AAGGGUCUUCUAAAACUACUCCUCCCUUGCAUCUUUCAGCAAGUAUAUUAUAGUGGUGCAGGCAAUUGCUAAGCUUUUCAGACUCUGAUAUUUUCUUUGCACGAAGAAGGAUGGCCAACAAUGUUGUUGUUUCCCUUGUACUGGCGGCGGUGGUGACCCUUGCGCUCCUGAUUACUGUUCAUGCUGUACCAAAGUGGUACGAGCAGUCCGUGAGUGACAGGCUUGGAAAUAGCCGAAAAAUCGACACCGGAAUUUGGCGGGAAUGUGACGAGCUGAACGUAGCAGGACGCAGGUCGGCUACAUGCACAGCAUUCAAGAUCACAACACCAGAGUUUCCAGCCAGCCUCCGUUCGGCUCAGUCCUUCUCCCUUACAGCCACAAUAUUCGCAGGUAUAGCAUUGAUCAUCACCUUGGUCAUUGAGUAUGACAGCACAAAGGUCAAGCUCCUGCGGCUGCCUCGCAUCUUCUUCUCUGUAUCUGGUAUCGCGAUUGCCAUUGCCGCUCUCAGCUUCGUCGCCUUCAUCAGCCAGGAUACUAAUAUCCAAACGUCUCGCCCCAGCGGGGCCGCGAGCUUUAAAUCAAGUUACGGUGCCAGUUUCAUCAUCGCAUGGAUCACGUUGGUUCCAGCCUUCGUGGCAGCCUUGCUGGCACAUGUCCAUCAUACUGCGAAAGCUGCUUCAGCCUAAUUGAGUAAGAGCAAUGUGAAAUUACUGAUGGAAGAUUCCCUGGGGCUAUUCAAGAAAACGGCACUGUAGCCUAAUCUACAAGAAUGUUUCUUGUUUAUAUUUGAAGUUUCUCCCAGGGCUAUCAAGCAACAUUUUCACCGCAAGCUAAUCUCUGCUGUUUUUGCCUCGAAAUCCUUCUUUUUCGGAAACAUAGAGUUCUUUACACACAUACAUGUACAUGUACACUGUACAUGUCGACAUUAUAGGAAAUGCUUACAGUACAAUUAGACCUCCUUGUAGCUACAUGUACAUUAACACUGCUGUUUCCGACACGCUUGUUUAAAUAUUAUAAGAAUAUUAGUAUUAUUAAUAUUAUAAGAAUAUCUCUUAACUCGUUUCCAUAUGUCCUUUUCCUUUCUACUUUUAUUUUUGGCUCAAUAUCCGAGUUUCAAAUAUAUUUUGAUUAUUUGUUUUAUGAACAAUCUCUUUAUCUUUCACAGAACUCGUUUUCUCCGGUGUCAAGAAAGGAUACCGCUGAACGGAACACUUGAUUAUUUGCUAUGGUUCGUGCUUCCGUGAUAACCGAGUAACUAUUAAACUAGUGUCCAAAGCAUGGUGUGCCCUGUUGUACUCCUGCACACACUUCUCUGUUCCCCACUCUAUCAAUCAUACACGACUUUAUAACGCCUUUACCCAUACCCAUACACGUACACGUACAUGUCAUUCGAAUAGUGCACUGAGCAUUCGACUACAACCACUGUGCCAUUGAUACUCUAGCACAAUUUUCCUUUCUACUCUACGUUAACCAGUCGCAGUCAAUGCUGCCCUCCUGUAUGAUUUUCAGGGAUGCUAUCCUUGAAUUCCUUUCUCCUCCUCCCUUGAAUUAUCGCACAGUGUAAGCGUUUUUCGUCUACCCGCCGCUGUUCAAGCCCCAGACUUUCCAUAUUUCUGCCAAUUUAACUCUUUUGUACACAUACAUGAAAACUCACUCCCUCCACUGCUACUCGCCUUGUUGCGAGUAUCAAUUCUCACUUUUGAAUUUCAUUUCCAUAGCCACCCGUCGCAUUAAUAUUUUCUUCAGUUUAGCGGUUUCUUCCGGAUGUUGUGCGAAAGCUAGUUUGACGUAAAUCAUUAUCCACCAUUUUUGUUUCUCCACAUACAUGUACAUGUACUUUCUAUUGUACAUGUACUAGCCCAUUGUUUAUUGAUUGUCCAUCACAGCCUUAGUUGGCUUCCAUGAUUUGCUUGUUCCUCGAAGUAAAAUAAAGUCGUUACACAUGUCGA